CAUGCAGAGCCUGGGUGAAUUGACCACGUUGUAUCCCAGCGGCGGAGCGUUCACCGGGCUUGCGGAUCGUUUUGUCGACAAGGCUUUUGGUGUUGCGCUGGGUUGGAAUUACUACAUCAUCUGGAUGUGCGUCUUGGCCAAUGAGUACAAUGUGCUAUCGAGCAUUUUUGUCUUCUGGAGUGACAAGGUCCCUUUGUGGGGAUACUUUCUCAUCUUUUGGACGCUUUUCCUCGGGUUCCAACUGCUGGGGGUUGAGGCUUUCGGAGAAGCCGAGUUCUGGCUAGCUUUGCUGAAGCUGAUUGGCCUAGUCGCAUACUUUAUCUUCUCGAUCGUAUACGCUGCCGGAGGAAUCCCCGGACAAGAAGCCCUCGGCUUCAAAUACUGGCGCGAUCCCGGCGCCUUCACAGAUGGCUUCCGCGGCACCGCCAAGGUUUUCGUCUUCUGUUCCACAUUCUACGCCGGCUGUGAAUCCGUCGCCGUCGCCGCCACUGAGACCAAGAACCCGCGCGUUGCAGUUCCACUUGCGAUUCGUCAGGUCUUCUGGCGCAUCAUCUUCAUCUACAUGGGAUCCGCCUUCUUCUUCGGUCUGACAUGCCCGGCCAACGCUGAUGAGCUCGUCAACGGGGGAUCCCGUGCAGUGAAAAGUCCCAUGACGGUGGCUAUUCAGAACGCCGGCUGGGAAGGUGGCGUGCAUUUGAUCAACGCUUUCAUCUUCGUUACGUGUCUGUCGGCGUGCAACUCGUCCAUCUACAUCGGAUCCCGCACUCUCCUGUACAUGGGCCAGGACAAGAAGGCACCCAAGAUCCUGGGGAGAACUGAUAGUCGCGGUGUACCUAUCCCAGCCAUUGUGUUCACCAACUUGUGUGGCGCACUGUCCAUGAUGAACAUUAGCACCGGCGCCAGUAAGGCGUACUCCUACAUCGUGAACCUUAGCGGCGUCUCGACUUUCCUCGUCUGGGGUUCCAUCUCUUUCAUCCAUAUUCGGUUCAGACAAGCGUGGAAGGCCCAAGGGCACGCUGAAAGCUCACUGCCCUUCAUUUCGUUAUGGUACCCAUGGAAUGCCUACUUUGGCUUGGCGGCAAACAUCUUCCUGGCAAUUGUACAGGGUUGGACCACCCUUUCGCCAUUCGACGCUGGGUCAUUCGUCGAUGCUUACAUCUUACUGCCCUUGUUCCCCAUCAUUUGGUCCGGAUACAAGUUCUGGUUCAAGACACACUUCUGGAGAGUGGGCGAGAUUGAUCUGAUAUCCGGUCGCCGACGCGAUCUGGACGAGUCAAGAGAGAUUGAGACCGGAGAACAUGAUUUGGACAGACUACCCAGGUGGAGGCGGUUGCUCAAGAGCUUUUGAAGUCAUCAAUCAGAUGCAUCAUGGACUUCGGUAUCGACCAAGAGAAUAGGCGCUUCGGAAAGAUGGCUGUAUCUAGUUAGGCACGGCCCAUUGCAAGGAACGAUGUGCCCUUUUCUAUGGCAAUCAAGAUCCCGGUGGGAUUAGGAAUGUCGUCAGAACAGGUAUCCCUUCUCGCAUAGCGUACUUGUUUUGGAUCUGCGGGUUGGUUGGUCGAACUUAUGUGAGUCGUUGGAGGCGGAGUCGGUUUUCACCUUUGAAGAGG
Colletotrichum phormii is the source of this 1610-nucleotide messenger RNA. RefSeq names its product amino acid permease. NCBI's taxonomy places the organism in Eukaryota, Fungi, Ascomycota, Sordariomycetes, Glomerellales, Glomerellaceae. Gene Ontology annotation, biological process: amino acid transmembrane transport. Gene Ontology annotation, molecular function: amino acid transmembrane transporter activity. Gene Ontology annotation, cellular component: membrane. The transcript is spliced from 3 exons. The annotation marks the transcript as partial. The record is from RefSeq and is a predicted model, not a curated record.